UAAAAAUGUUUAACUGCCUCUACUGUCCUUACAAGGUAAUGGGUCACAAGGCAAACCUCCGGUUCUGCUUCUGUAUGAAAAUGCUUGCUUGCUCAAGAUAACUGAGGCAUCUGCAAGACAUCUGUCACCAAAGUUAAGCUGUGCCUGCACGUAGGCAGGAUGUGUGUUCACUUGACCCCAACACUGCAAUCUUGUGGUUUUUGCCUUUAUAAACCCCAGAGUACCCAUUGGAGUCAACAGUCUUCACCGCCUAGAUCUCACCGAGGAGUCUUCGGACCCUGAAAAUCUCUGGUGGACUGGGAGGUGAGAGGUUCGGAUAAACCCAGCAUUCGGAGGGAGCCAUUGACAGAUUCUGAACACCUGGAUUGUCGAAAAGAGGCAUCUGAAGCCCUCAGAGAGUCUGUACAGGCUCUGCAGCUGACUCCGGGUACUGUGGCCUCCUCGCUUCAGGCUGCUUUCUGAAGUCCACCACCUCAUCCACACCGCUUCCAGCCAGGAGAGAAGGUGUGGAUCAAGAGACACUGAGCUGAGGCACUGGGACCCCACUGGAAGCCACCACACCUCGUCAUCCUGAUCGCCUCCACUGUGUCCAGCGUCCCACACCUGGCCACAUCACUCUCAGGUCACGUGUGCCACUGGGAACGACAGCCUAGCUAAAGAAAAGCAGAUUGUCAUCAAGACCUGCGAAGAUCCACUAAAGAUAAUCGUGACAUGGGGUUUAAUUUAGUGCUGUUGUUUUGUCUGGCUAUAUUCCCUUCUGUUCUUUCUGGGAACCCAAAUGGGAAACGCCCAGCUCCCCGGGCUCCUGUACUAACCAAACCAGCCCCUAAGGCAUGGAAGUUCCAUGUAAUUGCCCUGGAAAAUCACAACAAGACCAUAGGCUCUACCUUCUGUCCAGUCACAGGAUGUGCAAGUGCUAUAAGCCUCACUUUUGAUAUAAGGGACACCUGCCAAGGGAAAUGUAUAAAUGACUUCUACAAUGCUAUGUCCUCUCCUAUAUAUGUCUGUUUUAUGUAUGAGCAAACUCGGCCCGACUGUAAGGACCCAAAUUAUGGAGGAUGUCCACACUGGAGCUGCAAAUAUCAUAGUACUUGGACCAGAUGGGGAGGAGAAAAUCCAUCAAAACUCACCUCAGUUGAUUGGCAUACUAAGGUCAACUACUUAAUCCCUGACCCUUGGGAUAUUAGAUGGAAAAAAGGGGUUGUGGGUUUUGUCUAUAGACACAAUGAGAAGGAUUCAGCCUUUGAUGGGAAGACUAAGAUAUUCAUCUAUAGAGCUUUAGCCGAGUUCACACCUUAGAAUUCCUUUAUUUGAAUGCUAUAACGGAACCAGCCACUAUACCUGCCCUGGCCCUGUUGGUGGGGUUCACCAGCUGACAUCACUUCCCGUCACCACCACCUUUCUCUCUCUCCUUAGCCCUACUCCUCUGGCCUCCUUUGAUCACCUAAUGACAAUUUUAUUACCACGCACUUGCUCAUGAAGGUUGCUAAUCCAAAUGUUAUAUCUGAUUGUUGCUUCUAUAUCUUCCCAAGCCCUCACACUAUGUAGGAUUCUCUAUAUAUCAGAACCCCAUUUCAAUCACUCCCUUUGCCAACUGUCCACGGGAGUCUUUCCACUUGACUGUCAAAUUUCUCUUUUUAAAUUUAUUUUUAUG
Molecule: messenger RNA, 1654 nt
Organism: Peromyscus maniculatus bairdii (prairie deer mouse)
Lineage: Eukaryota; Metazoa; Chordata; Mammalia; Rodentia; Cricetidae
Product: putative endogenous retrovirus group FC1 Env polyprotein
Source: RefSeq, a predicted model, not a curated record